CAUGUGAAAUGAAACGUGUCUGAGUUUGACAUUCAACGUCAAAGUCGAAAAACAUUGACGCGUUGGCUUAAAAUUUAGUUUCACAACCCUGUUUUCGAAAAACUCACGUGGAAACAUUUAUGUUAUCAAUAAAUUUAAUCGAUAAGCCGCCUAUCUACUAUUCGUCCACGUAGUGUUAUUACCAGACAGUAAAAUGUUGAGGUUAUUAAUUGUUGCUGCCUUCGUGCAAUGCACAAUAUCACAACAAUAUCAACAGAAAGUAGCUCCUGGAGUGCCUCCACAGAAUUAUCAGAACUACCAGCCUCCACCUCCACCACAGCAACAAUACCAACAACAACCACCGCAGCAACAAUUCCAACAACCGCAACAAAUGCAGCAACAACACUAUCAGCAACAAGUUCCAGUGCAACAAAUACCUGUUCAAGUCUCACCACAACAAGGACAUGCUCAUCAUGGUGAUCCUCAACUUUUAAAUCCGGCUAACAUAGCUCAAGAAAGAGACCAUAUCAAAGAACAUAUGGAUGUUCCAAUUGAUACAUCGAAGAUGUCUGAACAAGAAUUACAGUUUCAUUACUUCAAGAUGCAUGACGCUGAUAAUAAUGACAAGCUUGACGGAUGUGAGCUGAUUAAAUCGUUAAUACAUUGGCACGAACAAGGUCAUAAACAACAACCCCAAGCAGGGUCACCACCAGUUGGUGAGAAAAUAUUCAAUGAUGAUGAACUGGUUAAUUUAAUAGAUCCAAUUUUAAAUAUGGAUGACCAUAAUAGAGACGGAUUUAUAGAUUAUCCUGAGUUUGUAAGAGCGCAACAGAAGAGUCAAAAUAAAGAUAAUUAAUUUGUAAAGUUUGUAAUCGGACUAGGUUAACGUUAAAUUGUGAACUACGUGAAGUCGAUUUUUAAUAAGAAUCAUUUGAGAAAUAAAAGAAAAUUAUGAAUUUUUUUUACAAAAAAAAUAUCUCCGUUA
This is a messenger RNA of Papilio xuthus (Asian swallowtail), 964 nucleotides long. RefSeq names its product multiple coagulation factor deficiency protein 2 homolog. The record is from RefSeq and is a predicted model, not a curated record. Bases 194 to 835 code for a protein of 213 amino acids. NCBI's taxonomy places the organism in Eukaryota, Metazoa, Arthropoda, Insecta, Lepidoptera, Papilionidae. The transcript is spliced from 7 exons. Gene Ontology annotation, molecular function: calcium ion binding.